AUGCUUGUCACCGGCCCAUUUCUCACAUUGCUUUACCUAAUAGUACAGGUUCAUGCCGCGAAACAGCCAAACAUCCUCCUCAUCCUUGCAGACGAUCUUGGCUUUAAUGACGUCGACUGGAAAGACCAGAAGCUCCAUACCCCAGUGCUACGGUCGUUGGCAUUCAGUAAGCAUACAGUGCAAAUGGAGAACAGCUAUGUAAAUCAGCUAUGCACACCUACCCGCUCGGCACUUAUGACCGGUUACUACCCAUUCCGUCUGGGAACACAGACUGGUGUCUUCCUACACAUGGAACCAACGGGUGUUCCCCUGAUGUUCCCUUUCGUUCCCGAGAACCUGAGGGCGCUCGGAUACAAAACAUACAUGGUCGGCAAAUGGCAUCUGGGAUAUUGCCGAAAGGAGCUGUUACCGUCGAUGCGCGGCUUCGACUAUUUUUAUGGCUAUUACGGGCCGCAAACUGGGUAUUUUAACCACAGCGUUGAUGCAUGGCGUAAAGAUUUGCAUCGAGUGGUUCGAGGAUUGGAUUUGUUCGAGGAAAAGCACCCUGGGCGCAGUGUGCCGGAUUUUAGACAAAAUGGUGUCUAUUCUACGAACUUAUUCACCGACCGGACGAUCUCGCUAUUGGAUGCUCAUGACCCGGCUGAUCCAUUCUUUCUCUAUCUGUCAUUCCAAUCCGUGCACCCACCGCUUCAGGUGCCGACCGUUUAUGAGAGGAACUGUUUGGCAUUUAAGAAGGGGUCGGCACGGCGCAUAUAUUGCGCCAUGUUAGCCGCCAUGGAUGAAGCAAUUGGUCGUGUCGUUACACACCUGAAACAAACUGGAAUGUACGAUGACACGAUCAUCAUCUUUACAAGUGAUAACGGCGGCGGAGUGGAAUUCGGAGCGUCGAACUAUCCGCUGCGGGGUGAAAAGGAUAUGCUGUGGGAAGGCGGCACACGAACAACCACAUUUUUCCACGCCCCGGCCUACAUUCAGGAGUUUGCCGUGCGAAAGGAAAUUUUUCACGUGAUUGACUAUCACGCAACACUGCUUGGUAUAGCGGGGUUGGAUUUGGUAUCUUACGGUGAUGGUAUCAAUCAAUGGAAUUAUAUUAGAACUGGCAAAGCGCAUGUGAGGCGCUAUCAAUUUGUUUAUAACAUUGCUGAUCAUGGGUCGGCGAUAAGGGAUGGCGAUUUCAAGUUAAUUCUUGGAAAUGUUGAUAAGAAAUCACAAUUUCCAAUGGAUAAAGUGAGAUUGUUUCGGAUAUCAGUUGAUCCGGGUGAGAAUUUUGAUAUAGCUCAUCACCAUCCGAAUGUUGUGAAAAGGUUACGACAAAAACUUCUCGACCUCGGUAAAUUUAUGCGGCGUACAGUCCGGGUGCCAACAAACCUCUGGGGCAAUCCAGAACGGAUGAAUGGAACUUUCGGAACCGGAUGGUGUGCA
Messenger RNA from Mesorhabditis spiculigera, 1422 nucleotides. Lineage: Eukaryota; Metazoa; Nematoda; Chromadorea; Rhabditida; Rhabditidae. The record is from the annotation of a GenBank genome assembly.